Molecule: messenger RNA, 1266 nt
Organism: Emericellopsis cladophorae
Lineage: Eukaryota; Fungi; Ascomycota; Sordariomycetes; Hypocreales; Bionectriaceae
Exons: 1
Coding region: 1-1266 (421 amino acids)
Biological process (GO): protein phosphorylation
Molecular function (GO): protein kinase activity; ATP binding
Source: RefSeq, a predicted model, not a curated record
AUGACAUGGGCGCUCAAGGACAAGGCAACUCUGGAGACGACUGUCCAGAAUUUGACCGACUUUAACAACGCUCUCCACCACCUUCUGCCAAAGAAAAGCGAACUGUCCCUUUCACAGGCUGUGGCUUGUGCCCUUGCGCAGGAAAAUGACAAGGAUGAUCUCGAUAGUGUCAUCGCUGCCGCGGCGAGUCUACACCACGUCGAUGUCGCUAAGCUAGCAAGAUUCAAGAGGGCCUACCAGAUGUUGGCUUUGGAGGAAGAAGGGUACGACUCACGUCCGCCUGCGCUACCCUCUUCCCUUCAGCUCGACGAGGGUAGGAUCCAAUUGUCCACGAGACACGCCACCAAGGAGCGCACACUAGCCAAUCUGGAUGGCAAUAGACGUGUCAUUGUCGAGUGGAAAUCCUACCAUCCGAGCAUGCUCUCUGGAAGCCAUACAGCCCGGCAAACGUUGCGGAACCGGGUCACACACCUCGCAGAGCUCAUGAGUUCUCGUACACAGCGCCCGGACGGAUUCAACGUCCUCACUUGCGUUGGAUACUUUGACCAGGCGUCCUCUGAGCACUUUGGGUUCGCCUUUGACUUCCCUCAACACGUCGUGCGCCAUAUGCCUUUCACUCUCCAUGAGCUUAUCACAUCGUCCAGCACGCCUGCGCUAGGUACACGAUUCAAACUCGCUUUGUCGCUCUCGCGGACGUUGAACCUGCUCCACUCCAGCGGCUGGCUUCACAAGUCCAUCCGCUCCAACAACAUUGUCAUAUUCCAGGCGGCGAAGAAUAACGAGCCAGAGUACGAGAAACCGUAUCUGCUUGGGUUCGGGUUUUCUCGGCCUGACGGAUACCAUGAGGAGACGUUCCUCGAGCAGUCCGCCGUGUCAUCCACGAACCAGCUCUACCGCCAUCCUGAGGUACAAGGCCAGUGUGCGAGACGAUACACUGCAUCAGAUGACAAUUACAGCUUCGGUCUCGUGCUCUUGGAGGUCGCACUUUGGUUGCCUUUGGCCAAGAUUGACGGUCGAAAGCAGACGACCAGCGAGCACGUGCCCUUGAAUCGGGACAAACUCCAGUCGGCCGUGUCUUCUCUACCCAAGCGGGUUGGGAUGAUUUAUACAGAAGUUGUGGAGAAGUGUUUGAUUUUAGAUGAAGGCCGAGAUAUGCUUCAAGGAAAGAGCACCCCACCAGCUGCGAAUUGGGAGACAGAGCGGUUGCGGAACCAGAAUAUGUUUUACUGGGACGUGGUAAAGAGGCUGGAAGAAUGCAGAGCAUAG